GGCUUGGUCACUCCCUGUCUCCAUACCUAUCGUGUGCAGGAUGAGAGGAGGACAUCUGACCCUACCGGUGCAGGUACAUCAGAGGUGGGCAUGGCGAGUAGGUGGGGUCGCUGCUCUCCUCCUGUCGGGACCAGAAGGCUCCAGCAGAACACACCAGCGCGGAAACGAAGAGGUGAGGGGAGCCGGUUAGGACUGCUGCCUGUAAGAGUAACUAAGGAUUGUGAACCCUGAACAGCGCAUGAUCUCUCGACAUGCAUCCUGAGAUCCAUCUCUCCCUUCUCUUAACGCUGCUGCUUCUUCAAGUCCAGCAGGGCACCUCAGUGCAGGAGAUCCAAACCAGCCAUGAAAACAUCGUAAAGAUCAGCUCGGCAGGAGAAAUGAUGCAGUGCUCAGCAGCCAUGGAUAUCCUCUUCCUCAUGGAUGGCUCCUACAGCGUGGGGAAGGGCAGCUUUGAGAGGUGCAAACACUACGCAAUCAAGCUCUGUCAAGCACUUGACAUCGGACCAGACAAGGUGCGAGUCGGCUUGAUUCAGUUUGGUUCCACUCCUCGGCUGGAGUUCGCCCUGGACACAUACACCACCAAACAAGAGCUCAAGAAGCAGAUGAAGAAGAUUUCUCACAGGGGAGGCAGCACCCAGACAGGCCUGGCUCUAAAGUACGUGCUGAGGAAGGGUUUCCCAGGUGGCCGUAACUCCUCCACUGCGGCCCAGAUCGCCAUCCUCUUAUCAGAUGGGAGGUCUCAGGGCAACGCAGUUCAGGCGGCUACGCAGCUCAAAGAGAUGGGUGUGGUCUUGUUUGCCGUGGGCGUUCGCUACCCUAGGUGGGAAGAGCUACAUGCUUUGGCCAGUGAGCCGAUGGAGAGCCAUGUUUUCUUUGCAGAGCAUUUCUACGAUGCUGUCAAUGGCCUGUACACCACACUGAGCACCUUCUCUGUCUGCAAUGCCACACCUGCAGGCUGUCAGGUGGAGUUGUUUCCCUGUGAGAGGAAAACACUGGAGACAGUGAAAGAGCUGCAGGCGAAUUACAUGUGUUGGAAAGGCUCCAAGGGGUAUUCCCCAUACACGUCUCUCUGUCCAUACUACAGGUACAACAAGGUGUACAAGAGACACCAGACAGUCUGCCAUCGGACUAUCUGUCCAGAUCCCUGCGACUCUCAGCCCUGUCUGAAUGGUGGCACAUGUGUAUCAGAAGGUCCAGAGGGUUACCACUGCGUAUGCCCACCUGGUUAUGGAGGAGACCCACACUGUGCUCCUGCAUUAUCACUGGACUGCGCUGUAGACCUGCUGUUCCUGGUGGAAGGCUCUGCCACACUCACCUUGGAAGGCUUCCUCCGCCUUAAGUCCUUCUUAAAACGCUUCCUGCACACUGUGAUCGGGUCUGACAGCCCCAGUAAAGUCGGCCUGGCGGUGUUUGGUGGAGAGACCAGAGUCGAGGUCCCGGUGGAUAAGUUCAAAGGGGACCUGAGGGGUCUGGUUAAGACUGUGGAGGCACUUCGACCAGUUGGCGGCGAGACCCGGACAGGUCAAGCACUUCGCUACGUCACACGUCACGGCUUCGUGAGCGCUCCAGUCUUUGCGGACGUUACAGACGACCUGCCCCGCGUGGUGGUGCUGCUCACUGCCACUCCUGCUGUGGACGAGGUGGUAGAGCCCUCUAAAUAUGCACGAGACAGAGAGAUCUUCCUGAUAGGGGUGGGACCAGACUUCUUAAGGGGACAACUGAAUAAUGUUACAGGAAAUCCCCAGAGGACUAUCACCUACACACCACCUGAGUUCAGUGCCAAGAUCCCUGAGCUCAAGGCUAAGAUCUGCAGUGUGGAUACACAAGGUUGUCUUGGCCAAGCAGUAGACCUGGUGUUUGCCCUGGAUGCCUCAGGUGGUGUCAGCCCUAAUAACUUUGCCACCACGCGCGACUUUGUGCGCAGUCUCACCGUCCAGUUCGACAUCAACCGUGACUUAGCUCAAGUGGCACUUGUGGCCUACGGUCGGAGAGCCACCACCGUCUUCAACCUGGACACCCAUGAGAGCGGUUCUGCCAUCCUCAAGGCUGUUGAUGACGCCAGCUACUUGGGUGGAGUGGCUUCAACGGGCGCGGCUUUACUUCACAUCCACUCCAACGUCCUGACGGUGGACAAAGGUGCACGGCCCGGAGUCAACAAAGCUGUGGUGUUGGUGACAGACGGUUCAGGCGGGGAUGACGCUGUUGUCCCAGCUCAAAAGAUCAGAGAUAACGGAGUUUCAGUGUUUGUGAUCGGUAUCGGAGACAUACAGAGAGAGAGGCUGCUGCAGAUUGCUGGUUCAGAGGAGCACAUGAUCGCGGUGUCGUCUUAUGAAGAUCUCAACUAUUUUGAGGAUGUGCUGGUGCAGAUACUGUGUUCAGAGGUUAAAAAGCCAGUUAACCUGUGCAAGCCCAACCCAUGUAUGAAUGAUGGGACCUGCAUCCUGUCCGGAGGGAGCUUCCGCUGUCAGUGCCAAGGCUAUGAAGGACCACACUGUGAAACAAGAAGCAGCAGGAAUUCAUCCAGAGGAGAUCUCCCGAGGCCUGCUGGUCUCAGGAAGAAGAGCAGACAGAAGAAGAGUCACCAGGAGCUCCUGCAUCACUACAAACUGCACCGUAGGACACAUGCUACCUGAUACACACAUAAACACACAUAGAAACGAGUCACCUAUGGACACCUAAGAACCAAGGAUGUUUGCGGGUACACAAUGGAGUAAAGGGAAAACUGAUGUUACUGUUUCAAUAUUUAAACUUGCACACAAACUUCAACCAGUGCCUUCAAACUGCAUGUACUUCUACUGCAGUGUCUAUCUGUGUCCUAGUUUGUCACUGUGCUCACUGUUGUGCAUUUGUCUCAACAUGGUUCUCUUGUCUAUACAAAGAUGUAAACUUUUAUAUUAUAUUAGAGUGUAUAUCUGUGUCA
Messenger RNA from Sander lucioperca (pikeperch), 2920 nucleotides. RefSeq names its product von Willebrand factor A domain containing 2 (gene vwa2). Gene Ontology annotation, molecular function: calcium ion binding. The transcript has 14 exons. Bases 252 to 2633 code for a protein of 793 amino acids. The record is from RefSeq and is a predicted model, not a curated record. NCBI's taxonomy places the organism in Eukaryota, Metazoa, Chordata, Actinopteri, Perciformes, Percidae.